AUGGGAACAACGGAUAGCAAACUAGCCUUCAGAAAGGGCGUCUUUCGACUGUUUGAAGAAAGAAAUCUUCCUAAAAAUAUGGAUGACUAUUGGACUUUGUUUUGGACUUUACCAGAAUCAAUAGAUGAUGUCUAUACAUUGAUCAGUAUUCAUGAUAUUAGGAGGACAAGAGAUACAGCCAUAGAAAACUUAGAAACGUUGAUUGAUAGAUUGUUGGAACAAAUGAAUUCUAUCCUCAACUCAACCAAUACAAACCAAAAUAUUCAAUUACUCAAUUGCUGUCGUAUCUUGAGUCGAGUGAUGCCCUUUAUCUUUGAAAGUCCCGAACAUGCAGAAUGGGAAGAUAGGUUCUUUUGGACACCGCGAUUGAUCGAAAGAGAAAGGGCAGAGGAUGGACAAAAACCACAGUAUGAUUCAUUGCCACCAAGAGGAGAAAUGAUGCUGUCAUUAUGUUUAAAAUCACUCUUCUUGGCUGGAUUCACAAUACCUUCGUCUAUUGGAACUGCAGAUAAUAAAGUGAAUUAUGUCAUUUGGGAGACAGGCGUUGGAUGCUCAACACCCAUUGGAUCAUCAAGAGACAAUGACAUGAAUCGAAUCGAAGUACUCCGACUGCUCACUGUUUUGCUAUCCAAAUCAAUGUAUACAACACCAACACAGAUAAUCUCUAAAGAGGAUCGUUGGUUAAAUUACAUGAUUACAAAAACAGAAAAGAAGAUUGUCCUCGCCUUCCUCUGUAGCAUGAUCAAUAUAUCCUGUAAAUACAACCCUUUAGGCUGGACAGUCGUGCCUUAUAACCACAUCAUGUUUUCUGACCCAAGAGAAUUGCUCGUUGGCCACUGUUUACGUAUACUGUUGAUCAUAUUGGACUAUCGUUUGCCCUUGACAAGAAAUGCAUCCUCAACAGAUGUUAUUGUAGAAAAGAUGGAGGACUUGAAUCUGUCAUCCAAGCAGAAUGACGGUCAAGUAGAAUCAAGUGAUAAUGUUUAUAGAUACUACCUAUCGAAGCUACAUAGAGCUCAAGAUUUUCAGUUCUUGAUUGAUGGUAUUUAUCGAAUAUUGGAUAACCCAAUGCAGACAUUGAACAACUACAUACCUGGUUCAUUAAAAAGAACUCGAUAUCAUGUGGAAAUGUUGAUGCUUUGUUGGAAAUUAUUAGAAACAAACACCAGGUUUAGUCAUUAUUUGAUGGAGACUGAAAGAGGAUUAGAUUUGAUGAUAGUAUUGGUGUUCUAUGCGAAUGAGAAUAAGCUUGAUCCAUCUCAAGUAGGCCUUGUUCGUAUGUGUGCAUUUAUGCUCCAGACUCUAUCUUCAAACAGACUAUUUGGUGUAAAGAUCAACAAAUCUUUUGAUGGGCAUGCCUCCCUGCCUGCUAGCAGUAAAAUACCAAACUUCCAAGGCACCUAUGCGGAUUAUCUUAUUCUUAGUAUCUUUUCACUGAUUGCUACAUCAAGAGGAACAUUAUCUACACUCUACCCAGCCUUCAUCAUGACAAUUACAAACAUAUCACCAUAUCUAAAGAGCAUAUCACCUAUGGCAUCAAGUAAACUGAUCGCCUUGUUUAGUUCCAUGUCUGCACCUGGUUUCUUAUUAGCUGAUGAAGCAAAUCACAAGUUGAUAGAAUAUUUGUUGGAAGCAUUUAAUAACAUGAUUCGAUUCCAAUUCUCCUACAAUUCUCGCUUUGUCUAUGCUCUCGUACGCAACGCUCUAAAGUUUCAAAAGCUAGCUGAUUUCAAUCUUGACGCUGCAUUAUCAGAAAAGUCAUCUAAUAUUGCCCGUAAGCAUGCAACAGAUGAUGAAGCCGGACUGUCAGAGAAAGCGAAAGGAAAGCUUCCCGAAGGCUCUACCUUAACACGACAUUCGAGUAGCUCAAGUCAACUUCAGUCAAACAAUGUAUCAUUUCCCGGAAUAAAGAAUGGAUUUAUCCCCACAGAAGAUUGGGUCAAUAACUGGCAUUCUCAGCUUCCUUUAGACACAAUCCUUUCUUUAAUAGGCUAUUUGAGGCCCCAAUUAGAUAAGCCUGGGUUGACAGGUGAUCAAAUUGUUGAAUAUAUAAGUAAUCUGUCAUUAUCAGAUAUCCCACUACCUACACCUGCACACCCAGUGACAGUCCGAAAAUUUCAAUGGACAGAUACACUCAUGAUCUGGUUCCAAAGCAUGCUCUGGGGCCAUACCUACAUCUCCUCUGUAUCCAACUAUGGCCCAUGGACUGGUACUCUGAUUAAACUAUUCCACAUCAAACAGCAACAACCGUCAGUGCCUGAUAACACACCUCCUCUUCCUGCUUCAACCCCUACGUCGGGUCAUUCGUCUCGACCCUCUUUGACUACCUCACGAACAGUUUAG
This is a messenger RNA of Rhizopus microsporus ATCC 52813, 2343 nucleotides long. RefSeq lists its product as uncharacterized. The coding region runs from base 1 to 2343 and encodes 780 amino acids. NCBI's taxonomy places the organism in Eukaryota, Fungi, Mucoromycota, Mucoromycetes, Mucorales, Rhizopodaceae. The transcript is spliced from 11 exons. The record is from RefSeq and is a predicted model, not a curated record. Gene Ontology annotation, cellular component: Golgi trans cisterna; membrane; Golgi medial cisterna.